Messenger RNA from Fusarium tjaetaba, 1911 nucleotides. Its product is annotated as glycerate dehydrogenase. The transcript is spliced from 5 exons. Gene Ontology annotation, molecular function: NAD binding; oxidoreductase activity, acting on the CH-OH group of donors, NAD or NADP as acceptor. Lineage: Eukaryota; Fungi; Ascomycota; Sordariomycetes; Hypocreales; Nectriaceae. Bases 1 to 1911 code for a protein of 636 amino acids. The record is from RefSeq and is a predicted model, not a curated record.
AUGAAGAUCCAAGGCCGAACAUUUGUCAUUUCUGGAGGUGCUUCCGGCUUGGGCCAGGCAUGCGUUGAAGAUAUAUGCGCCAAUGGCGGCAAUGUGGCCAUUCUCGACAUGAACGAGGAGAACGGACAAGAACUAGUCAAGAAAUUGGGUUCAUCCGCCAAAUUCUUUGAAUGCAAUGUGUUGGAGACAGAGAGCGUUACCAAGGCUGUCCAAGGUGCCGCACAAUGGGCCAAAGAGACCGGGAAGCCUCUUGGAGGUGUGAUUGCUGCAGCUGGUGUAUCAACUCCUGCGACGAUGCUCGACCGUAAUGGUGCGGCGUUCAGCCUCGAUGACUUUGACUUUGUGAUCAAUGUCAACCUCCGCGGCACAAUCGACCUCGUGCGUCAGACUCUCGAGCAUCUUGCAAAGGUAGAGCCCGAGGGAUCUGAUGGCGAGCGAGGCGUUGUCAUCAUGGUGGCUUCAUCAGCAGCCUUUGAUGGCCAAAAGGGUCAGGUCUCUUAUUCUGCCAGUAAAGGCGCCGUGACAGCCAUGACACUUCCCAUGGCACGAGAUCUUGCUCGAUAUGGUAUCCGAGUCGUGACCAUUGCGCCUAGUCUGUUCGACAGCCGAAUGACGAGUGUGAUGCCCGAGAAGGUCAAGAAGAGCCUUGAGGGCGCGAUGGAGUUUCCCAAGAGAGCUGGUCAGCCUAAGGAGUUUGCGCAAUUGGCGCGACAGGGAAUUGAAAAUGUCAUGUUGAAUGGUGUUGUCAUUAGAUUGGAUGGUGCUAUGAGAAUGCCCAGCAAAAUCUGUAUCAUCAUAACCACCAACCCAUUUGCGACUUUAACAAUGGCUCCAACUAAAGUGGCAAUCUUGGACGACUACCAAGGGGUUGCUGACCCCUUUUUCAAGAAACUCGACCCAUCCAAGUAUGAAGUUGUGUCUAUCAAGGAUACGUUGCUGCCUUACAACCACCCAGACAGCUCACAAUCGAACAAGGAUGCUUUAGUUGAGAGAUUCAAGCCCUUCGAUGUUAUCUGCACGAUGAGGGAGCGCACACCCUUCCCACGAGAGUUGAUCGAGCAACUCCCUUCUCUCAAGCUUCUCCUCACCACAGCAUUUCGCAACAGAUCCCUGGACCUAGAUACCCUCAAAGAACGAGGGAUCCCAGUUGCCGGAACAGUUGAUAAGCCCCGGAGCGGCAAGCCGGUCCUCGCUGGCACGGGCAGCACCACUCAACACUGCGUCACUCUCAUCCUCUCGCUCGCUCGAGGCAUCGCCAGGGAUGACGCUGCUGUCAAGGAGGGCCUGUGGCAAACCGGUCUCGCGACUGAUCUCUCAGGUAAAACUUUGGGUGUCCUCGGCCUCGGGAGAUUGGGAAGCGCAGUCGCGAGGAUUCUCAACGUCGCAUUGGGUAUGAAGAUUAUCGCGUGGAGCAGCAACCUCACACAGGAGGCGGCAGAUGAGAAGGCCAGGGAAGCCGGUCUUCCUGUUGAGGAUGGGGAGGGUGAGAAGACGUACAAAGUGGUAAGCCGAGACGAAUUCUUCAGAACUGCCGACGUGGUGUCUGUCCACCUUGUCCUGUCUGAUAGGACACGCGGCAUAGUCAACAAGGAGGACUUGGCAAAGAUGAAGUCGACAGCCUUGUUUGUCAAUACCUCUCGCGGCCCCCUCGUCGUGGAGAGGGAUCUUCUCGACCAUCUCAAGGCUGGCCGUAUCAGGGGCGCAGCUGUCGACGUCUUUGAGCCGGAACCUCUCCCCGCCGACAGUGAGUGGCGCAACAAGAACUGGGGUCGCGAUGGAUCAAGUCAGGUUCUGGUCACCCCUCACAUGGGCUAUUGCGAGGAGGACACCAUCAAGUCGUGGUAUGAGCAACAGGUUGAGAACAUUGAGCGAUGGGCUGCCAACGAGCCGCUACACAACGUAUUCACCUAG